Sphaeroforma arctica JP610 is the source of this 336-nucleotide messenger RNA. RefSeq lists its product as hypothetical. The record is from RefSeq and is a predicted model, not a curated record. The coding region runs from base 1 to 336 and encodes 111 amino acids. The transcript has 2 exons. Lineage: Eukaryota; Ichthyosporea; Ichthyophonida.
AUGCAAGAGGAAAAUUCCGUUGCAAUCGGGAACGAGGCGGGUAAAACAUCACAGGGUACGGUAGCGGUGGCCAUCGGGUAUUGGGCGGGCCAGACGUCCCAAGGCGAAAAUUCCGUGGGAGCGGACGCGGUCGGUGUAGGCUAUGGUGCGGAAGAACUGAACCAGGGUAUCCGUGCAGUAGCAAUCGGCAAUCAAGCAGGGAACACAGGGCAACUGACCAACAGUGUGGCUGUUGGGUUUUCCGCGGGUCUGACAAACCAGGGGAACUACUCGGUCGCCUUAGGCUCGAGCUCGGGGGUCAGGAUUCGCCCCAAUGAAAUUUACCAUAGUUUCUAA